AUGGAUCCCCUCAGAAUCGAACAGAUGAACUUAUAUUCGGAUUCCUUGUAUAUUCGUGGUGAUCGUGUUCAACUGUGUGAUUUGGCUCACUCUUUCUUCGAAACCCAUAAGUAUUCGUUUGAGACGUGUUGUAUCGUAGAAGUGGACCCACAAGACUACCGUGGGUGGUAUGGCCUUGGCCAGAUGUAUGACAUUAUCAAGAUGCCUACCUACUCGUUAUUCUACUACCAACAGGCUCAUCUUUGCAAGCCCCAAGACUCUCGAAUGCUGGUUGCACUUGGUGAUGUCUAUCAGAAAAUGGGUCGCCUUCGUAACGCCGAGAAGUGCUUCAUCUCGGCGUUCAAAUAUGGUGAUGUGGAAGGCACAGCCCUUUGGAUGCUAGCCAAGUUGUAUGAAUCUGAAAACCAAAUGCAACGUGCUGCGAGGUCCUAUGAGGAAUAUCUGAGGGAGUAUCAAGAUAUAGAGGAUACCGACGAAAAUGUGGUAUACUGUGUACAGUUCCUUGCCAAGCACUAUCUGGAGCAGCGUGAUGUGGAUAAAGCAAUUUUCUAUGGCCAAAAAUGCUUACAGCAUGAUUCGAUCUCGGAAGAAGGUCGCCUAGUACUGCGGACAGCUGAGGCGAUGAAAGAGCCACAUGAUCAUGAUAAUGCCGGUGAUAUGAAUCCAUUGAAGUUAACCGAUGAUACGUUCAAUUCUACGGGUGGAUUUGAUAUAACUCAAGGAACCAGGUGA
This is a messenger RNA of Cooperia oncophora, 732 nucleotides long. The record is from the annotation of a GenBank genome assembly. Lineage: Eukaryota; Metazoa; Nematoda; Chromadorea; Rhabditida; Trichostrongylidae.